Elephantulus edwardii (Cape elephant shrew) is the source of this 456-nucleotide messenger RNA. Its product is annotated as nuclear migration protein nudC-like. The record is from RefSeq and is a predicted model, not a curated record. Bases 1 to 456 code for a protein of 151 amino acids. NCBI's taxonomy places the organism in Eukaryota, Metazoa, Chordata, Mammalia, Macroscelidea, Macroscelididae. The transcript is spliced from 2 exons.
AUGGGUGGGGAACAGGAGGAUGAGCGGUUCGAUGGCAUGUUGCUGGCCAUGGCGCAACAGCACAAGGGCGGCGUGCAGGAGCUUGUGAAUACCUUCUUCAGCUUCCUUCGACGAAAAACAGACUUCUUCAUUGGAGGUGAAGAAGGCAUGGCCGAGAAGCUCAUCACACACACCUUCAACCACCAUAACCACCUGGCACAGACAGCCCGGCAGGAAAAGAGAGCCCGACAGGAGAUGGAGAGGCGGGAGAAAGCAGAGCGGGCUGCCCGGCUGGCCAAGGAAGCCAAAUCCGAGGCUCCUGGGCCACAGAUCAAGGAGCUGACUGAUGAAGAGUUAUUGAUGAUUUGCAAGACCAUACGUCUGCAGUUAAGACAGCUGGAGACAUUUCGUCAGUGGGCACUAGAAAUUUCAAUCAUAAAGACUUCUGACACCUCAGGCUCCACAUCAUUUUAUUAG